Molecule: messenger RNA, 552 nt
Organism: Trichoderma atroviride IMI 206040
Lineage: Eukaryota; Fungi; Ascomycota; Sordariomycetes; Hypocreales; Hypocreaceae
Source: RefSeq, a predicted model, not a curated record
GCCUGCCUCCAAAGAUCAAUUCCCCAAGAAAUCACCACUCGGCUUCCCUGUUCGACAUGUCUGCAGCUACAGCCCCAAAGAUGGAGCAGUUCGAAUUCCACGAUCCAACCACACGCUCCACCUGGCGACUCUGCUCACCCGGCAUCGAGGAAAUGACGUUGAACGAAGACACAGUAACCGGCCGCAAGUCGAUACUGCAGCGAUGGCAACCGGGGGCCACCAACCCAACGUCGAAUCCCGCAGUGCACACCUACAUCGAGGAGGUCUACAUCGUCGAAGGCGAUCUUACGGAUAAGAGGCUGGCCCAGACCUUUUACAAGGGCAUGUAUGCAUACCGCAACGCCGGCAUGGAGCAUGGGCCCUGGGCCUCGGAGCGCGGGUGCCUUAUGUUCGUCACUUGCACGCCGGUGGAUAGUGAGCGAUAGGAGGCGAUAUAGACGGGAUAUAGACGGGCAGAUCGUAUAUACUGUGCAUCAUCUACAUGUAAAGGGUCGGGGUUCAGGGUUGGCGAAUGGAUGGAAUCUAGAGAGCUUACAGUACAGGUUGGUAACG